Fusarium falciforme is the source of this 1059-nucleotide messenger RNA. RefSeq names its product Zn(2)-C6 fungal-type domain-containing protein. The record is from RefSeq and is a predicted model, not a curated record. Bases 1 to 1059 code for a protein of 352 amino acids. The transcript is spliced from 4 exons. NCBI's taxonomy places the organism in Eukaryota, Fungi, Ascomycota, Sordariomycetes, Hypocreales, Nectriaceae. Gene Ontology annotation, molecular function: zinc ion binding; DNA-binding transcription factor activity, RNA polymerase II-specific. Gene Ontology annotation, biological process: regulation of DNA-templated transcription.
AUGGGAGAGAACAUUGUAAAGCCCAUGCGUACGAGUAAGAAAAAAGUCCGCACAGGAUGCAUCACGUGCAAAAUCAUGAGAAUCAAGUGUGAUGAGUCCAAGCCUGCAUGUCUCCGGUGUACGCGUACUGGCAGAAAAUGCGACGGAUAUGCAUCACCUCCAGCUCCUGCUCCGGGCCCAGUAGGACCAGCUAAGCCUGGGAAGCUCGCAUCCAAAGAGGGCAGGGCACAGGAGUUCUUCUACCGAAAGACUGUUCCGGAGCUUUCUGGAUUCUUUGGUCGAUCCUUCUGGAACACUGUCCUACAGUUUAGCCUGACGGAGCCAGCAAUUAGACAUGCCACCGUCGCCUUGGCAACCCUUCACGAGGAGCACAGUUCCCCUACGACGGCCACCGAACAGCCGAGGGACAACAUCAAGUUCGCGAUUCAAUCAUACAAUAGAUCCAUUGGCACUGUACUGAAACGAGCUUCUGAUCCGACCUCGAUGCCUUUGAUAGCUAUGGCCAGCAUCGCCUUCACCUGCUUUGAAUGUCUUUUGGGCGACCCCAAGGAAGCCGCCGCUCACGUCGCCAGCGGUAUUGGCCUGCUCAAGAUGUGGCGAGAAAAGUCUGGCCAACCAGCCAGUUCCUGGGGCCAGAAUUACCGGAGCUUUGAGCUCUCCUUUGUGGAAACCCAUCUGGCCCCUGUCCUAUGCACACUCAGUCUUUGUGUCGCAGAGUUUGGCUCCCCCGUCGACUUGUAUCUCAACCCAGUCGACUUCAAUAACUGUCCCAUAUUUGGGGAGCCGUUCCAAGAACUGUCAGAAUCGCGGGUCGGCCUUAUCGACAUCAUUACAGCAGCCGUAAGACUCGGACAGGAGGACGCUCCGGCCCUCGAGGUUAGCGUCAAGGCAGCAGGCCUCAGCACCGCGCUUGAAUGCUGGAAAAUGAGAUUCGAUGAUCUUGUCCAACGAAAAGGGCCCUUGUGGAGUGACCAAGACCAAGGCGCCGCUGAUCUUGUACGCGUUAUGUGGCAGAGCACAGCUCAUAUGAGGAAAUCAUCCGACUUGUCGAGGCGCUAA